This is a messenger RNA of Cheilinus undulatus (humphead wrasse), 2064 nucleotides long. RefSeq names its product ras-related C3 botulinum toxin substrate 1. Gene Ontology annotation, molecular function: GTP binding; GTPase activity; protein kinase binding. The transcript has 6 exons. The record is from RefSeq and is a predicted model, not a curated record. NCBI's taxonomy places the organism in Eukaryota, Metazoa, Chordata, Actinopteri, Labriformes, Labridae. Gene Ontology annotation, biological process: actin filament organization; small GTPase-mediated signal transduction; regulation of actin cytoskeleton organization. Gene Ontology annotation, cellular component: cytoskeleton; cell cortex; cytoplasmic vesicle. Bases 294 to 872 code for a protein of 192 amino acids.
GAGGGCGUGUGUUUUUCCUCAAUCUUGACUCAGGAGUUUUUUUCCUGGGUGUUGCCUGCCUGGACCACAAGUUUAGAGUGCACUGGGUGUUGCUGUGUAGGAGAGACAACCCGACAAAGUCCUCUAAAACCCUCGUUUUAAACUUUUAGCAACGUCCUCGAGCUCCCCUAACUUAGUUGACGUUGUAAUAUUGCACGCGACGCAGAACCGGUUUAUUUUAGCCCCGUUAGCUCUUAGCUUAGCUAACUGAGUUCAAGUCCUGUUGGCUGGGAAGCUAUCGAGAGAGCCGUCCGAUGCAGGCCAUUAAGUGUGUGGUGGUGGGGGACGGGGCUGUGGGUAAAACAUGUCUCCUCAUCAGUUACACAACCAAUGCCUUCCCUGGAGAGUACAUCCCCACAGUCUUUGAUAACUACUCUGCCAAUGUGAUGGUUGAUGGGAAACCAGUGAACCUGGGCCUGUGGGAUACAGCCGGACAGGAAGACUACGACAGGCUAAGGCCUCUGUCCUACCCUCAGACAGAUGUGUUCCUUAUUUGCUUUUCACUCGUCAGUCCAGCCUCCUUCGAAAACGUCCGUGCCAAGUGGUACCCCGAGGUGAGACACCACUGCCCCAACACACCCAUCAUCCUGGUGGGCACCAAGCUGGACCUGAGAGAUGACAAGGACACCAUCGAAAAACUCAAGGAGAAGAAGCUCUCCCCUAUUAUCUACCCGCAGGGCCUGGCCAUGGCAAAGGAAAUAAGUUCAGUGAAGUAUCUGGAGUGCUCAGCUCUGACGCAGCGUGGCCUUAAGACGGUGUUUGAUGAAGCCAUCAGGGCGGUCCUGUGCCCCCCGCCUGUCAAGAAGAGGAAGAGGAAGUGCACAUUACUGUAAUGGAGAACCACAGGGAGUAGAAAACACGGCUGCAGUCAGAACUCGCCUCCUUAAAGGGAAGACGGCCAGGUUCAACAAAUAUUGUUUCACCCCCUGUGUCCUUGCUUUUUUAGAAGCUCUGAUAGAUCACAUAUCUGUCUGAAAGAACCUCACAGAUGUGAGCAGAUCUCAUGGUCGGCUCCUGGUUGCUCACAUCUGUUAAGUGCUUUCAGAUGGACAGGAAUGAAGUGACUUUGCUAAGGCCUUGGGGGAUGUGAGGAGGGUGGGUGGUUGAUUUAGGAUCAGGGUUUAUAAAAGGAAGAAGAGGGAGGUUGAAAGAACACAUCAUUGUCCUCUGACAUUGUGAAGAAACAUUACUUGAAGAUGAUUUUUAUGGCGUUAGCGUAGAUUGAAUUCCGUAAGAGAAGGAUUUCCUGCACUACACUCUCUCCCCUUUACACUAAAGAGAUUCCUGCUGCCUUGAUGAAACUUUUAACUUUAGAAAAAUGUUUUUAGAAGCUCUAAUUUCUCCUUUUUCAUGGUCAGUCUUUUGUCUCAGCUGGGGUUGACUAACUGUUUUGUUUACAUUUGUCGUCAUCUGACUUGUCUGAGGUGUUGCCAAAACUCAGUCAAUGGUCGUCACUUUGUCGUCACUCCAUGAACACUAAAAUGUUUCUCCUUUUAUUUUGUUUCUGCAAACACAAGACACCAUAAUUUAGAUAUUUAACCCUUAAAUGACUCAUACUGCUUGUACCACCUGUUGAGAUUAGUAAUAAUUACCCAUUAGUAAUAAGCAUUUAGUCAGUCAGCAGGUUAGCAUUAGUAAAGGAUAUAUCCAUCGUUCCACUGUAUCAUCAUCACACUAAAAGUGCUUUAGAUAUUCAGGCUUUUUCGCAGUAUUUGAUUUCCAUGUUCAAGGUGUGUGACCAUAUUAUCAUUUUUUUUAUGAAGUAUACAAGCCAGUGUAUCAGCAUAUGAAGGUUGCAGCUGAUUUAAUGUCCUUCUUGUAGAAUAAAACCAUAAACAGCAACUCGUCAGCACGAACAUUUUGUUUUUAAGUGAGCGAUGAUCAAAGCCACCGUAAUUCUGGACUCAUUGGAUCUGCAUUUCGAAGUUCAGAAUGCAUACUUGUUUUAAUUUCUUGCUAAAUGUGGUUUCAUUUCACUUAGUAAUAUGCCGUUUUUUUAAAAAGCUAAUAAACUCAUUAAAAAUG